AUGGACCUUGAUUACAUGCAUUACAUGGUCACAGGAAGGAGAAAAGGAAUCGAGAACCCAUGGGCUGCAAGCCCUACAUAUCAGAAGCUACUGACUGAGACCUUCAACAUGAACCGAGCACGGAUCUUCACAUUCAAGAACAAACUGCCAACCCCAGUUGAAGCCAUUCCAAGGAGAUUGCUCUCACCCCCUCUUCGUAAGGCCAAAUCUACCAAGCCCUGUCGAAGAAUUCCUAAGGAUCCAGAGAGAACAUUGGACGUUCCCGGUAUUGUAGAUAAUUUCUACUUGAAUUUACUAGACUGGAUCAGCAGCAACAUUCUUGCAAUUGCUCUUGGAAACUCAGUGUACCUACGGAAUCCUUCGCACCGUUCCAUCGUAGAACUUGUCACAAUUGAUGACGAAGAUGGUCCCAUUACAAGCAUCAGCUGGGCUCUUGAUGGGCAGCAUAUUGCCGUUGGCUUGAACAAUUCCUGGGUCCAGUUAUGGGAUUCUGUUAGAUUGAAAGGAACAUUGAGAGGUGGUCACCAUGGAAGAGUAGGUUCACUGGCCUGGAACAAACACAUUCUUACUACAGGAGGAAUGGAUGGUAGAAUUAUCAACAAUGCUGUAAGAGUGAGAUCCCACAUUGUUGGAACCUAA
Molecule: messenger RNA, 639 nt
Organism: Prunus armeniaca (apricot)
Lineage: Eukaryota; Viridiplantae; Streptophyta; Magnoliopsida; Rosales; Rosaceae
Source: the annotation of a GenBank genome assembly